AUGGCCCCCACCCUGAACAUCACCCACAUCGGCACCGCCACCGCCAUCCUCGAGAUCAAUGGGGUCAACUUCCUCACCGACCCGUUCUUCUCGCCUGCCGGCACAGAGUUCCCAUCCGGCCACAUCGUGCUCCGCGUCGAAGACGACCCCGCGCUGCGCCUGGACCAGCUGCCCGUCAUCGACGCCGUCCUCCUCAGCCACGAAGACCACGCUGACAACCUCGACCCGCCGGGCCGCCAGCUCCUCGACGCGCGCCCGGUCUUCACGACCGUCGACGGCGCGCGCAACCUCGCCCCGCGGCCCGCCGUGCACGGCAUGAAGCCCUGGUCAACCAUCACCACGCGCAUCGCCGGCCAACAGUUCACCAUCAUCGCCACGCCGACGCAGCACGUCCCCGGCGCCGAAUGCACGGGGUUCCUCGUCACGGCCGAAAGCUUCGGCCGGGGCCGCGACAACCUGCCCAACGCCAUCUACUUCACCGGCGACACGGUCUACAUCCCGGAGCUCGAGCAGAUCGCGGCCCGGUACCACGUCUGCGCCGCGGUGAUGAACCUGGGCAACGCGCACGUGUCGAUGCCGGAGGACCCCGAGGGCCCCAAGCUGCAGAUCACGAUGGGUGGCAAGGAUGGCGCGCGGCUGUUCCGCGCGCUGCGGGCCGACGUGCUGGUGCCGAUGCACUACGAGUCGUGGGGCCAUUUCACGCAGUUCUGGAAGGAGCUGCGAGAGGUGUUUGAGGCGGAGGGGAUCAGUGAGAAGGUGCGCUGGUUGCGGGGCGGGGAGAAGGUGGCGGUGCUGUAG
Molecule: messenger RNA, 798 nt
Organism: Aspergillus aculeatinus CBS 121060
Lineage: Eukaryota; Fungi; Ascomycota; Eurotiomycetes; Eurotiales; Aspergillaceae
Product: MBL fold metallo-hydrolase
Exons: 1
Coding region: 1-798 (265 amino acids)
Source: RefSeq, a predicted model, not a curated record